This is a messenger RNA of Entelurus aequoreus (snake pipefish), 3602 nucleotides long. RefSeq names its product solute carrier family 41 member 1 (gene slc41a1). Gene Ontology annotation, cellular component: plasma membrane. The record is from RefSeq and is a predicted model, not a curated record. Bases 668 to 2326 code for a protein of 552 amino acids. Lineage: Eukaryota; Metazoa; Chordata; Actinopteri; Syngnathiformes; Syngnathidae. The transcript has 12 exons. Gene Ontology annotation, biological process: monoatomic cation transport. Gene Ontology annotation, molecular function: monoatomic cation transmembrane transporter activity.
CUGUAUUAUAGAUGCACAUCCAAGCAGCCGGGCGGCGGGGGUCAGUGGACGAGUGCAGUAAUGUGACCGGUCGGGCCAGUUUAACUAUUAACCAUCGAGGCGUACUUGGACCAGGACGGUACUUAAAGGCGUGCACACACCGGCGUCCGCGUCUCAAGCCCGGGCGCACGUAACCGGGGAGGAGGAUACAUGCAGCCGGCUUGGACCGAGCCUCGUUUGCUGUAUCACGGCCACAAAAAGCCGACUGUCCACUCCGGUUGGAGAGGUCCCUUUCUGUGGCUGGUAAUUCUAGCCUUGUGCGGCAGACCUUUAAAUAUCUUCACUGAAGAGGCCUUUCCAGCAGCCACGUGGUGUAAGCCCACAGGGAGCAGCUUGCAUUGAAUGGAGAACAUACUGGUCCUGCUCCCAAAACAUCGACAAGAUCACGGAGUCUACAGACAAACGGCUGCAUGUGCCUUGCUGCAAUCCCUUUGCCCCAGAGCAAUUUCUCUCUGGGCUUUAAUGCUGACCAUCACUCCCUGUAGACAUUUUUAAUGGGAUAAAUUAUUGAGGCUGAUCAGGUUCAAAACCAGGUCAGGUGAUCCAGUCACUUCCUCAUCACAGUUGGUCAGAUUUAGUCUAUUCUACUUUUUUUUUGUCAAGACCAUCGUCUUUCAAAGGCUUCCGCAUGGUACUUUGGUCGAAAGAACAAGACAAACUGCCCGACAUCAACAUGUCCUCCGGGGCCGUUGAGGUGAAGAAGGAGGGGGGGCCCCUUGCUCCGGCCUUCAUCAACUCCAACUCCUCCGUCCACCCGGUGAUCCUCACACAGGGACUCGAGGAAGGGAGCCCAGGAACCGGGGGCGAGUUUGAGCUCAAAGAGGUUACGUCUUUCACAGAAAUGACCAACGAUAUGCCUGGGAAUGAAGAGAGGUUGGAGAUAGUCGCAGUGAUGGACUGUCGGGCCAACGCCAAAGGUCAGCGGGAGGAGGAUGCUCUGUUGGAGAAUGCGAGCCAGAGCAAUGAGAGCGACGACAUCAGUAAUGAUCAAAACCCUGAACAGCCAGCACCCCUCAAAGAGACCUCCUUCUCCAUUGGUCUGCAGGUGGUUUUUCCCUUCCUUUUGGCCGGGUUUGGAACAGCGGCGGCAGGAAUGGUGCUAGACAUUGUCCAGCACUGGACCGUGUUCACGGAGAUAUCCCAGGUGUUCAUCCUCGUCCCGGCACUGCUCGGGCUGAAGGGCAACCUGGAGAUGACGCUUGCCUCCAGACUGUCCACAGCGGCUAAUAUUGGUCAAAUGGACACAAGCAAGGACAUGUGGAACAUGAUCAUGGGGAACUUAGCUCUCAUCCAGGUCCAGGCUACCGUGGUGGGGUUUUUGGCCUCCAUCGCCGCAGUGAUCUUCGGUUGGAUUCCAGAGGGUCAAUUCCGGCUAAACCACGCCGUGCUGCUUUGUGCCUCCAGUGUAGCUACUGCCUUCAUUGCUUCUCUGCUACUAGGUCUCAUCAUGAUUGGUGUGAUCAUCGCGUCCAGGAAAGUUGGCAUCAACCCAGACAACGUGGCCACACCUAUUGCUGCUAGCCUGGGAGACCUGAUCACCCUGUCCCUGCUGGCUGGCAUCUCUACAGGACUGUACAGGGAACUAGAUUACAACGACUACGCCAAUCCACUCGUGUGCGCGGUCUUUGUGGCAUUGUGUCCACUCUGGGUGCUGAUUGCCAGAAAGAUCCCCUCCACCAGAGAAGUGCUGUACUCUGGAUGGGAGCCGGUCAUCAUCGCCAUGGCCAUCAGCAGUGUCGGUGGUCUGAUUCUUGACAAGACCGUCACUGAUCCCAACUUCGCUGGUAUGGCGGUAUUCUCCCCAGUCAUCAACGGUGUGGGAGGUAACCUGGUCGCAGUUCAGGCCAGUCGAAUUUCCACCUACCUGCACAUGAAUGGUAUAGGUAUGGGGGAUCCAAACCCUAUGCCCAGGAACAAGUGCCCAACACCUUGCACCACCUUCUUCACCUCAACUGUGAACUCCCGUUCAGCACGAGUGCUGUUCCUCCUGGUCGCCCCGGGUCACCUCGUCUUCCUCUACACCAUCAACUCACUAAAGGGGGGACAUACCACACUCACGCCCAUCUUCGUCUCCUUCUACCUGGCUGCUGCAAUGCUGCAGGUGAUCAUCCUCCUCUACCUAGCGGACUGGAUGGUCCACUGGAUGUGGGGCCGAGGGAUGGACCCGGACAACUUCUCCAUUCCCUACCUGACUGCACUUGGUGACCUGCUGGGAACGGGCUUCCUGGCCCUCUGCUUUCAUAUGCACUUCUUCAUUGGCGACAGAGACUCCAACUCGGGCAACUGACUGCAAAGACGGCCCUUCUCACACGGACAAGACGCCUCCUAUGAAAGGGCUAAUCCCUGGUAGGGCUCUGAUCCAAGACGUAGUGCUCUAACAGGUCAGUAGUUUACAUCUCCAUCACAAGUGAUGUUUCAAACUGGGAAAUAUCGUUCAUUCAGCCCCACAGACUUCAUUUUUAUUCUUCUUGAUAACGGAGUCCUCUGCCUCUGUUGUUAUUUUACUAUUGUAAAUGAUUAUUAUUGUUGGUGAAUAAUACAUUUGAUGUAAAUCGAUUCUAUUUUGAGAGGCUAUUCCUCAUUAUUUUCAAUGGGGACACUAGCCCGUAUAUCCAUUUUUAAUAGUGCAACAAAUCCAAGAAAACAAGAUUGCAAAAAAAAUAAAUAAAAAUAAACAUGCACAAGCCAAGAUUGCUUAAAUCACCAAGUGCUUUGUCUUGAAAUUCUAUGAAAUCAAUGAAGUGUUUUAUCUGUGCUUUAGUAGACUUUCUGUUUUACCUCGGCCAUGUUGCUCUACCACAAGGCUGCACCGGAAAAGUAACAGGCGGAACCUUCUUUUUAAUGCAACAACACACCGUGAUUCUGAAUCUGCUUGGGAUUAGAUCAUUGUUUGGGCCCGGGUCAAACAUUUCUGGGGAUGAACUUUGUGUUUCCGUUGUCACGACAAGUCCUUAGCCAAGUCACAUAAUUCCCUAAAAUUAUGAAACUAAAGCCUGAUCCUGAUUUAUCAAUAAUUAAAAAAUGGCAAUGAUUAGGAUGCCUAACUAGUUGUGCAAGUCGGGCCUUUAAAGUAGCAGUAGAGUGAAAAAACAAGUUGACUUUAUAUGUUUAAUUUGUGUUUCUUUGUAUCCAUUAAACCGUAUCCAAUUGUAUACAAAGUAUGUAAAAAAUACAGUCCAAACAUCACAAAAUGCCACAAAUUCAGUCGGCCAUUUCCGUAGAUUCUACACCACUCUUGUAACGCUUCUGCACCCUGACCAUGUUAAAUAUAAAAAUAUGCAAAAGUUGGAAAGAGAUGUGCUGUUUAUCAUUCACAAUCCUCAUGUAGGACAAGAGCACUUAUGUUUGGCUUUUUUAUGCAGUGGAAAUCGUAAACAAAUAGCUAACGAUUGAGUCAACGGACUGAGGGUCCUCUAUUGCACACAUUAUACCCUCUAAAAACAUCUAUAAACCUCCAAAAAUUAACCAAAUAUGAGUUAUAUUGUUAUUAUAAGAGCAAAUGCAGAUGGCCUAUUUUAGCGGCGCAUUGAUAGCAGUGAGCUAAUGCUCGCUUACGCUGUUGU